Brachypodium distachyon (stiff brome) is the source of this 2072-nucleotide messenger RNA. RefSeq lists its product as uncharacterized. The transcript has 5 exons. The coding region runs from base 1467 to 1946 and encodes 159 amino acids. Lineage: Eukaryota; Viridiplantae; Streptophyta; Magnoliopsida; Poales; Poaceae. The record is from RefSeq and is a predicted model, not a curated record.
CCGCAAGUUGUCAUCGAUCAUGAUUAUCACUCACCUGGACAGUCACUGUCUGACACUGCAAGCAUGUGGCCUUGACUGCUGCCAUGUUCGCCAUUUCUAAUAGGUUUUGCUCGACUUAUUUUAACUCGGUUUUAGUCUGCAAAAUGCAGGUGGUCGACAGUUGACUAAAAGACCGCUCGCAGAAAAACAAUGGGUGGGAGAUGCUUUUGGAGAGAAUCACAGAGUGACUCUGACUGCAUUGCUGGUUAAAGGUUACGGCUGACAAAGUGUUCUUUUAAGAGGAGGCCGCAAAAGUUGGGCCUCUGUCUUCCAUGUAGAGCGAAAAUUGCGGUUGGAAAGCCCGUUAGAGUGAAAUUAGAUUAGCCCAAGCCGUUGAAAAUGGUAAAGUGGGCUACAGUUUGGCCCUUGGGCCUGAAUGUGCAUUGGCCCAAACUGUACUUUUGAUAUGUGCAAUUGGUAAAGAUGCUGACAAUGGUAUGUACUCUGUAGCAUGGGCUGUGGUGGUGAAGGAGUGCAAUAGCUCUUGGUUUUGGUUUCUUGGCCUUCUAAUAAGGGAUCUUAACAUUAAUGGCCAAGGUGAAGAUUGGGUGUUAAUUUCAGAGCAGCAAAAGGGCUUGAUCAACGCUAUUUCAGACUUAGUUCCGGGUGCCGAGCAUAGAAAUUGUGCAAGACAUAUCUAUGCCACCUGGAGGAAGAAGCACACAGAUCAUGAUGGAAAAAGUUGUUUUGGAGAUGUGCUAAAGCCCCCUGUAGGACACUCUUGAACUACCGCAGAGCUAGGUUAGCACAACAGACAGUGGAAGGUGGCUUCUUUUGAUGAAGACAAGUCCAACCCACUGGUGCAGAGCUUUUUUCAGGAUAGGCUCUAAUUGUGAUGCUGUGGACAACAACACAUGUGAGUCUUUAACAAUUAUUUCCUCUAGCUUCCUUCCUGUCAGCUCUAUGCUAGAGGCUAUUAGAUGCAAGAUCAUGGUCAGGAUACAGGAAAAUAGAAGGCAGAAAAAUGGGUUGGGACCAUCUGUCCAAGCAUUUUUAAGAAACUGAAGAUGAACAUCACGCUAUAUUCUUUAUGUCAUGUUUUAUGGAAUGGUAAAGCAGGGUAUGAGGUGAAAGAGCACGAAAGAAUUGGAAAUAAUAAGUUCACUGUCCAUUUGGAGGCAAGAACAUGUUCUUGUAGGUAGUACUGGCAGUUGUCUGGACUACCUUGUUGCCAUGCCCUAUCUGCUAUAUAUUGUGCUGUCCAAGAGGUGGAUAGCUUCAUUGCUAGUUGCUUUUAUAUAAGCGAGUGCAUGAAGACAUAUGAGUAUUGUCUGCAGCCUGUUGAGGAGGGAGAGAGUUGGGAGGCAGCAGAUCACCCUUGGCCAGAAGCACCUGGGUUCAUCAAGCCACUAGGGAGACCUGCCACAGAGAGAAGGAGAAAAACCUAAGGCUCUAAGGGCACCAAACUGACCAAGAAGGGGAUCAAAAUGAAAUGCGGUUAUUGUGGCAGCACAUCUCACAACAAGAGGACUUGUUCAGGUAAUACAAAAUCACAGAAGUAUAUGCAAGCUCAAUAUGUAAAGGAAGCUGCCAAACAAAGACAUGCUAAUUCCAAUGUGGUUGGGAGCACAUCUAAGCAGUUGCCCCAGAAGACAACAAAUCAUGGUAUUUCUUUUAUCUCAGAGCUCACAACAGAGCACAUCAAAGGUUUGCAACCAAGUCCCAUCAAAUCCAUCUGCAAGUCAGAAAAGUAUAGGAGCAACUGGGACUGCAGUUUCUCAAACCUCCCGGCUAAGUUCCUUAGGAUGCCUACAGUGCCUUCUCACUGUGUGGUUAAUAUUGGGAAUCCCAAAGAUAUAUGGCUGGAGCCUCUAAGCUCAAAGUUGGACAGACUAAUGCUCGCGAGGAGUAAUUUUAGAGGGCAAAUUUUUCUUCGUUUAUGCCAGCUAGCUGGGCAUGUCAGCUAGAUUGGUGUUAAAUUCCAGAGAGUGAACUCAGAUCAUCUAUUUUGGGACAUAUGGAUUCUGAAUUCUCUAUUUUUGAAAGCGUAAACUCAGAAACUUAUUUUAUAGUAUUUGAACUCAGCAUCCUUU